UAUGAGCUCCACAGAAAAAAGAUCUCUAAACAGUGUUCAAAGGAAGAAAGGAGGAGAUGUCGUCUGCCAAGAACACAACGAUACGCCUGUUGUCAUGUUCUGUAAAACAUGUGACCAACUGGUUUGUGACGAAUGCAUUAAAAAUUCCCAUAAACCACACGACCUAGAGUCACUGAACAAGCAAAGUUUAGAAGACAAAAUGCAACUGUCUCAACAGAUUCCAUUAGUCAAGAACAAUACGAUGCCAGGUUUAAAGGAACACAUUAAGAGCAUAGGUCUAACUAAAGAACAGUCCUCUAAAGAUUUCGAACAUCUCAUGAACAAAAUAAUGACACGAACGACUGAGCUGAUUAAGAUGAUAGAAAAGUCACGUGAUCAGAUGCUACAGAGUUGCCGAAAAGACCAAGAAAGAGCUAGAAUAUUCCUAUCAGAUUUAGAAGAGAAAAUGACAAGUGGAAUCAAAGCACUUGAACUAUCACUGGCAUCUGCAGAAGAGGUUGUCAAAUCUGGCAACGCCAAAGGUGCAGCAUUAAUACAAACAAGACUUCAACUUAACUGGGAUAUUCAAGAAUACAAAAAGCGUCACGCGCAAAUCGAAAUUCCAGAAUUCGUAUCAGGAAGUUCAUAUGAUAAUUCAAUUGAGAAGAUGAUAGGUGUAUUUAGCGGUGGUCUUCAUUUAAAAACUAGGGAUGAAUUACUAUCCAAGGCGUUGCUUAAAGCAAAGCCAUUCUCAUCGUGGAGAAUGAAACCUUAUUUGAUAGCUGCUCUGCCACUGAAGUACGAUAUCCGCUCGGCAAGUACAGUAAAAAGCGAUACAAUGUUAAUGGUUCCGGUGACUAGACAAAGACUUCUUAUUACAAUGGCGGCAAAUGGACAGUCGCGGGAAACGGAAAUGUCUGAUCACCGUAUUUACGACAUGUCACAAUCAAUUGGAAAUGAAUUCAUUGGAACAGACGCUGACAAUAAGACCAUAGUUAAAUUUAGACUUGAUGGAAGCGUAACUGAAAAGAAGGAGUUAAGAUCUAUUCCGCGCGGAAUUCACGUUUGCAAAAAUGGCGAAGUAUUAAUGUGUCUUUGUGACACUAUUGAUUUCAAAACACAAAGAGGUAAAAGGAAAAUAGUUCGCAUGGAUGAAAAAUUGAAUAUUGUAAAUAGCGACGAUUUGAAUAAUGUUGAAUAUACGCUUCCCGAUCGCGUCGUCCAGAAUGAUAAUGGCGACAUCUGCAUAAUAGACAGAAUAGGAGGCGGGAGCAGUCGGCUGUUUGUUCUAAACAAAGACGGAACCCUCAAAUUUACUUAUCCCCAUGAAUCAUCUGAGUACGACUUCACGGCAACCACCAAGCCAAAGAAAGUUUCAUUUAGCGAUGUUUGUUGUGAUUCAUUUUCUAACAUUUUCGUGGCAGACGAGAAGAAUAAUGACAUCAUUGUGUUAAACAGUGACGGAGAUGAAAUUGUCAGAUUUUCAAAAGUUUUGAAGAGGAAAGGCAUCAACUUAGUUGCUCCGUCGAGAAUUGUUCUGGACAGAACUGGAAAACUUUGGAUCGUUAUGCAGGGGAAGGUUUUAGUCUUUGAUCUGUACUCUUAAAAAAAAUAUAGGCAUGUUAUCAUAAGAAAUCUUGUCCCGUUUUCCUCGAACCCUGGGGUUAGCCUUUACAAAUACUCGAUUCGACCGAACAGAUGUCAACGCACGUCUGGUGCAAAUACAAAAUUGCAAUCCUGGUAUCUAUGAUGAAUUUAUUUUAUUUUGUCACUUAAUUUUCACUUUUC
This is a messenger RNA of Mytilus trossulus (common blue mussel), 1767 nucleotides long. RefSeq lists its product as uncharacterized. The record is from RefSeq and is a predicted model, not a curated record. Lineage: Eukaryota; Metazoa; Mollusca; Bivalvia; Mytilida; Mytilidae. The transcript has a single exon. Gene Ontology annotation, molecular function: zinc ion binding. The coding region runs from base 2 to 1585 and encodes 527 amino acids.